Balaenoptera acutorostrata (minke whale) is the source of this 1534-nucleotide messenger RNA. RefSeq names its product protein phosphatase 1 catalytic subunit gamma (gene PPP1CC). The record is from RefSeq and is a predicted model, not a curated record. The coding region runs from base 199 to 1212 and encodes 337 amino acids. Gene Ontology annotation, cellular component: cytoplasm; nucleus. Gene Ontology annotation, molecular function: protein serine/threonine phosphatase activity. The transcript has 8 exons. Lineage: Eukaryota; Metazoa; Chordata; Mammalia; Artiodactyla; Balaenopteridae.
CGGCCAUUUUGUUCUUCUCGUGGUUCCAGUGGGGAAAGAAGGAGGAAGCAGGGAGCGGGGCGGUUGGGGGGGACCCGCCGCGGCUUUUGCCACCGCCGCCACCACCAUCUCUGUGCUCGUGGCGUGGGAAAGGAGGUGUAAAUCCCGGGCGCGAGCCGGCGGCGGCGCCACUGCGGGAGGGUCGGCGGUGGGAAGGCGAUGGCGGAUAUAGAUAAACUCAACAUCGACAGCAUCAUCCAACGGCUGCUGGAAGUGAGAGGGUCCAAGCCUGGUAAGAAUGUCCAGCUACAGGAGAAUGAAAUCAGAGGACUGUGCUUAAAGUCCCGAGAGAUCUUUCUCAGUCAGCCUAUCCUACUAGAACUUGAAGCACCACUCAAAAUAUGUGGUGAUAUCCAUGGACAAUACUAUGAUUUGCUUCGACUUUUUGAGUACGGUGGUUUCCCGCCAGAAAGCAACUACCUGUUUCUUGGGGACUAUGUGGACAGGGGAAAGCAGUCAUUGGAGACCAUCUGCCUCUUACUGGCUUACAAAAUCAAAUAUCCCGAGAAUUUUUUUCUUCUCAGAGGAAACCACGAAUGUGCCAGCAUUAAUAGAAUUUAUGGAUUUUAUGAUGAAUGUAAAAGAAGAUAUAACAUUAAACUAUGGAAAACUUUCACAGACUGCUUUAACUGUUUACCGAUAGCAGCCAUCGUGGAUGAGAAAAUAUUCUGCUGUCAUGGAGGUUUAUCACCAGAUCUUCAAUCUAUGGAGCAGAUUCGGCGAAUUAUGCGACCAACUGAUGUACCAGAUCAAGGUCUUCUUUGUGAUCUUUUGUGGUCUGACCCCGAUAAAGAUGUCUUAGGCUGGGGUGAAAAUGACAGAGGAGUGUCCUUCACAUUUGGUGCAGAAGUGGUUGCAAAAUUUCUCCAUAAGCAUGAUUUGGAUCUUAUAUGUAGAGCCCAUCAGGUGGUUGAAGAUGGAUAUGAAUUUUUUGCAAAGAGGCAGUUGGUCACUCUGUUUUCUGCACCCAAUUAUUGUGGAGAGUUUGACAAUGCAGGUGCCAUGAUGAGUGUGGACGAAACACUAAUGUGUUCUUUUCAGAUUUUAAAACCUGCAGAAAAAAAGAAGCCGAAUGCCACGAGGCCCGUAACACCUCCAAGGGUUACAUCAGGCCUGAACCCGUCCAUUCAGAAAGCUUCAAAUUAUAGAAACAAUACUGUUCUAUACGAGUGACUGAUUAUGCUUUCUUUGGCCUACAUUCUUUAUUCUGCGGUGAAGUUGAGGCUUAUAAGUCAAAACAAAGGAACUAACUUACUAUCCAGCAGUUUAUACAGAACUCACAGUACCUAUGACUUUUUUAAACUAAGAUCUGUUCAAAAGAAAUCUGUUUCAACAGAUGACCAUGUACAAUACCAUGUGGUGAAAAUAAAUUCAGACUUAUUAAAUGAUGAAUUUGUUAAAUUCUCUCAGUGUCAGUUUAUCAGCACAAUACACACAGGAGAACUGUUGAUGGCAUAUUGAGUAGCUUUUAAUGAAUAAAUUGCUCUGGAAACCA